This is a messenger RNA of Corticium candelabrum, 1843 nucleotides long. Its product is annotated as integrin alpha-X-like. The transcript has 2 exons. NCBI's taxonomy places the organism in Eukaryota, Metazoa, Porifera, Homoscleromorpha, Homosclerophorida, Plakinidae. Bases 280 to 1560 code for a protein of 426 amino acids. The record is from RefSeq and is a predicted model, not a curated record.
UAAAACACACAAUUCUUCACAAUUUACAAAUGACAACAAAUAAUUAACAACCAAACUAUGGAUAGGAAUAACAAGCUAGAAAGGCAAAUCCUGAUCUGCAGCCCUCGAACAAGAUAUUUUUGAUUUGAAAAGAGGAAACGUAGACGACGAUUGUCUGUGAUCCAGAACACUAUAGCGGUUUCUCCCACCUUCCCUACCGCAUGCAUUGUAGUGCUCGAGAAGGCGACGGUGUUUGUGUCGCAAUUUCCAGUUUCCUGUCUAGAUUUUUGUGUGGUUUGCAUGCAAUUACGAGGUUCCUGCUGUUGCGAUGAGCCUUCACUAUAUAAAGAUAACAAAGCAGCUCGAAAGUCAUUACUCGUCGACGGUCUGAUCAGCUCGAGUCGAUCGCUCUCUGUGAAGAUGAUGACUCUGCGUGUACAGAUCCUCUCUCUCGUUUCUGUCUUCUUCGUUCUGCAGACAAAUCCCAGUUAUGCCGUACCGAUCAAUGUAGACGAAGACUUUUUGAAACCUCUCUGCGAGAACCCGCCACCGGUUUUACGACUCGUGUGCAAGAGUCUGUUUGGUGUCACGUGUCCGACACAAGCCAAGUUGGGAGAUUGGGCAUACAAUGGUAGAGAAGUCGACGGCUCGCUCAAUAGCACCGCCGCUAGCGCUUGUCCCGGCGUAAGACUGCAGACGUACGAAAGAACAACGAAUCUCUCGACUAUUCUGUCUGAAUGUCGUUCAAAAGUAAUCGUCCAAACAGAAGAAGAAUACCGAUGUCCACCUACUACAAAAGAAAAGGCUGCUGCUCUAACUCGCAUAUUUGGAAGCUUUGGGCCACCACCACCUCCAGUCGUACAACCAUCGGCUGCUGCUGCGACGGUAGAGCCGACGACGGCACUCCCCGUAAGAGCAAAACGUCAAGAAUGCUACUACAACGACGCCAUAGACCUCGCCAUUCUUAUCGAUGCCUCCGGCAGCGUUGGCAGCCCAAACUUCUACAAAUCCGUCGAGGACGUAGCCACGUUGAUCGAAAACACUUGCAAUGACUUCAAAUGUGGUUCUCCACAGAUCAGAGUGGCCGUGGUGACGUUCGCAUCUUCUCCCGUCACCGUGUUCGACUUGGCCUACUCGGCAGCAAACCACCACAAUCGCCAAGACAUAAUCGACAGCAUCCUGACAACACACUACACGAACGGCGGCACCGCGACACGUUCGGCUCUCGAGCACGUCCGUGACAACAUUUUCAGCGCCAGUCAUGGUAUGAGACGACACAGUAAGAAAAAACUCAUGGUACUGACAGACGGUAACCACAACGGCGGACAAGACCCCAAAGACGUGGCAGAGAGCUUGCACGAGCGACCGGGUAGCGAUCAAGUCGACGUCUUUGCCCUCGGCAUCGGCAGCGGAAUAUCGUUCCAAAACGUGAAAAAUCUCAAUCACGCCAGCGACUUGAACAAAAUUCUUCCAUUUUUGACUUACUCCUCGUUCGCCGAGUUCUCACAAGGAGUUCAAGUGGUCGCCGCAGAUGCUCAAGCGAACACCAACUCGUGCUCGUCGUCGGCCUUCAAGAAAUGAAGAACAAACGUGGAUCUAGAGGACGUCGAUUAUCGUGUCGAACCAAAUUUCUGUUGUUUUGUUAGUUGUUGAAAUUUCUGUUUAGCAGUUCAAGUUCAACUUUAUUGUUGGAUACUAUAGUGAUAUUGUCGCUAUAACAGAGUCAGAUUUCUAGACAAUAUAAUUUAAUGUUUAAGGAUGCGUUUAUUAUAUGCGGCUAUAUAUACCUACCACGCAGAUAUGCGUGCAUGCAACCGCUUUGUGAGCAAGCUCGUCGCUGUAUCCGCCCCUGUACUAAGUAUCC